AUGAAGACUAUUAGAUUCAUAUAUUUUCUUGCUUUCUUCAGCCACAUUAAAUGUCAAACUCUUCAGAGAAGUUUACUAGAUGCAGCCAUGCAGCACUCUAAUAGCCAGAAUUAUCUGGAGGAGAACUUAAGAGACAUCAUUAGCAUUAUGGUUGCUCAGUUUCUUCAGAAAUCCACUUAUGAAGAAGUACAAACCAUAGUUAAAGAGUUACUAGAUUUUGCAGAGAAGUGCAAGAGCCUCAAGCUAAAUGAGUCACCUUCAGAAUGCUCUUACCAGUUGAUGGCCACCUUCUUAGAGCGUAUAUGUAAUAACCAAGGAAUGGCUGACAAACAUGAAUAUUCUGACUGUUGAAAUAUAAAUAACACAGCAAGACAUAAGUGCUUCCUAUUAAAUAAAAAUGAUGAAGCAGAUUACAGGGAAAUAUUGCAAAUUCCUAAUCUUGAGCAGAUUUGUGAGGUGAACAAAGAGAAUCAAGUGUUAGUGAAGAAGAGGUACAUUUAUGAAACUUCUAGAAAGCAUCCAUUCUUGUAUGGACCCACUAUUCUGGCCAUGUCUGCUUGCUAUGAAACAGCUGUUCAGUCAUGUUGCCAAGAAGAAAAUAAGACUGAAUGCUUCCAGAUAAAGCUACAACCCAUCAGAAAAUACAUUAGAGAAAUAUCUUUGAGGCAUCACCAUUUAUGUGAAAUUGGGACUAAAUUCAACCACAAAGUAGCAAAAGCAGUGGAAUUGGUUCUGUUGACUAAAAAACAACCUAAUGUUAACUUUUCUGAAAUUGCCAAACUGGCUGCUGAUAUUAAAAAUCUUCAUCAGAUCUGUUGUGAAGGAAAUGCAGUAGCAUGUGUGUUUGGCAGGAGCCAGCUUAUGAAUUACACCUGCUCUAAACAGGCUCUCCUCUCCAGCAAGAUCACUCCAUGCUGUGCACUGCCAGUGCCAUUCAGAGGGGAAUGCAUUAUCAACUCUGAAAAUGACAAUAAACCUCAUCUUUCAUCCCUGCAACUCAGUAGGUUUACAGAAGAUCGAUUUGUAUGCAAACAAUUCACUGACAAGCAAGAUGAUUUCCUACAAGAGUUUCUUUAUGAAUAUUCAAGAAGACAUCCAGAGUUGGCAGUUCCAGUGAUUUUAAGAGUGUAUUCAGUAUAUCAAAAGUUAUUGGAAAAAUGCUGUAAAUUAGAAAAUCCUCUGGAAUGCUAUAGCCAUGGGAAAGAGAUGUUCCAAAGAGUGGUUCAUGAAAGCCACGAGCAUGUUAAACAUCAUUGUGAUUUGCGUGAGAAAUUAGGAGACAGUAACUUCCAUGACAGGCUCCUGGUCCUUUAUACUAAGAAAGCCCCACAACUACCUGCUCAAGAGUUGGUUAUGUUCACAAAGAACAUGGCAGCUGCCACCACCAAAUGUUGCCCUCUGAGUGAUGAACAGCAGUUUGUCUGCAUGGAGGACGCGGCUAAGCUAAUUCUUGGAGCUUUAUGCAGAAGACAUGAGACACAACCUAUCAAUGCUGGAGUGGGUCACUGUUGUGAUGAUUCCUAUGCCUUCAGAAAGCUAUGCUUUGAUGAUCUGCAAGUUGAUGGAACUUAUAUAUCUCCACCUUUAUCCUGUGACCAAAUUAUCAGCCUUAAAGAGGACUUGUGCAAAGCUCAAGAGGAGGAAAUCCAAACUGAAAAGCAAAAGCUCCUCAGCAACCUUGUGAAGCAGAGACCAUAUGCAGCAGAGAUGCAGUUCCAGCCAAUUAUUGUGGAUUUUACUCAGCUGGUGAAGAUGUGCUGCCAAGAAGAAAAACGUGAAACAUAUUUCCAAGAAGAGGCAUCCAAACUGAUAGAAAAGUGCCAGUCUCUCCUAGGAGGCUAA
Eptesicus fuscus (big brown bat) is the source of this 1842-nucleotide messenger RNA. RefSeq names its product alpha-fetoprotein-like. The record is from RefSeq and is a predicted model, not a curated record. Gene Ontology annotation, biological process: transport. The transcript is spliced from 14 exons. NCBI's taxonomy places the organism in Eukaryota, Metazoa, Chordata, Mammalia, Chiroptera, Vespertilionidae. Gene Ontology annotation, cellular component: cytoplasm; blood microparticle. Gene Ontology annotation, molecular function: fatty acid binding; zinc ion binding.